UGUUUACCUCUCAAUUGUCAACGUGUAUUUAUCGGAAUCCGGAACCAGUUGUCGUAAAUACUGUCGUAAAGGUCCUAACGUUAAACAGAACCAGGAACUUCACCGCCCGGUUUGUUUUCAUCCUUUGAAAUGGCCUCAGCUCCAACACCACAACUGACCCUUACUGUUGAGCAGGCCAGAGUGGUGCUUAGUGAGGUCAUCCAGGCCUUCUCUGUACCAGAAAACGUUGCACGGAUGGAGGAGGCAAGGGAAAGUGCCUGCAAUGACAUGGGGAAGAUGCUGCAGCUUGUCCUUCCUGUAGCCACACAGAUUCAACAAGAGGUUAUCAAAGCCUAUGGCUUCAACAAUGAGGGAGAGGGUGUACUGAAAUUUGCCAGAUUAGUAAAGAUGUACGAAACUCAGGACCCAGAGAUUGCUGCCAUGUCGGCGAAACUGAAGUCCCUCCUGUUGCCGCCCCUGUCCACACCACCGAUUGGAGGGGCCAUACCAGCCUCAUGAGGAAUGGAAUGUCAGAAUGGAAUAUCAAAAUGGAAGCUUGUAACAUUCAUAAACUGCCAACUGGCCAUUUGAUUGCCCUUAUUCAUUGUUUCAGUCGUUCCAGAAGCCUGCCUACACUGCAUCCCAAUUUCAUUGUUUAAAUCCAUGUUGUAAGUAGUGUUUUACCUUUUUACAUUGAAUGCAUAAUUGUAGUGAGGUUGCUGGAAUUGUGUUAUGGUCACAGUAUUUAUUUAUCAGGUUCCAGGGCUCCAGAAUAACUUUUUUCCCUAUCAUUCUCACACUCAUUGGCCUGCUACAGAUGCCGGAUUCGAUGACACGCCCCUUCCCCGUUUAACGUGUACAAAUACAAAGUCUAAAAAGGGCAAAUUUCAGUCGCACUCAAAUUUUGGUCGCAAAAGAGGACCAUUUGGUUGCAGUCUGGAGCCCUGAGAUAAAUUGUUAUGUCAUUCACAAUAACCCAUGUCAUUCACAAUAACCCACUUAAAUGCAAUCAUUUUAUAAUGUGUCAGAUAUUGACAAAUAUGUAUUAAAAUUGUAAAAGAUAA
This is a messenger RNA of Gadus morhua (Atlantic cod), 1043 nucleotides long. RefSeq names its product gene rich cluster, C10 gene (gene grcc10). The transcript has 4 exons. Gene Ontology annotation, biological process: post-embryonic development. Bases 130 to 498 code for a protein of 122 amino acids. Lineage: Eukaryota; Metazoa; Chordata; Actinopteri; Gadiformes; Gadidae. The record is from RefSeq and is a predicted model, not a curated record.